This is a messenger RNA of Phyllopteryx taeniolatus (common seadragon), 6212 nucleotides long. It is a transcript of the gene magi2a, whose product is annotated as membrane associated guanylate kinase, WW and PDZ domain containing 2a. The transcript is spliced from 23 exons. Gene Ontology annotation, cellular component: cytoplasm; dendrite. Gene Ontology annotation, molecular function: signaling receptor complex adaptor activity; beta-1 adrenergic receptor binding; type II activin receptor binding. The coding region runs from base 263 to 4636 and encodes 1457 amino acids. The record is from RefSeq and is a predicted model, not a curated record. Lineage: Eukaryota; Metazoa; Chordata; Actinopteri; Syngnathiformes; Syngnathidae. Gene Ontology annotation, biological process: signal transduction; receptor clustering.
GUUAAUCUACUAGGUUAAAACAUACAGCACACGCUGUCAUAAUACAAACUUUAAUCUAUCGACACCAGUCUUCCGUAUUUUGGUAAAGUCCUACCUUGAAGAGAGUUCGCGAACGCACCACAAGGUGAGACCAGUGAACGCACCACGCAGACCGAUGAUCCAGCUGCUGCACGGAGGCGAGGACAUGGACUCAAGUAACGGUCAGCAGUGAGCCUUCCCCGGGGAGGGGGUGGGGGACCCUCAAAGUUCGCCGGAACUCGCCAUGUCCAGGAGCCUGAAACGGAGGACCCACCACUGGAGCAACAGAGUCCACGAAAGUGUCCUCGGCCGGAACGCGGAGGGGCAGCUGGCCUCGCUGGAGCUGCUGAGCGGCGGCGCGGAGCACGGACACUUCCCAAUCGUGGGCGAGCUUCCCCCGGGUGGAGCGCCGUGCCUCUCCGGCAGCCUCCGUCCCGGAGAGCUGCUGCUGGAGGUCAACGACACGCCGGUGGCUGGGCUCACCAGCCGGGAUGUGAUGGCGGUGAUGAGGCACAGCAAAGAGCCCGUCAGACUCAAGUGUGUCAAACAAGGCGGUGUGAUCGACAAGGACCUGUGCCGCUACCUCAACCUGCGUUUCCAGAAAGGCUCGGUGGACCACGAGUUGCAGCAGAUCAUCCGGGACAACCUCUACCUCCGCACCAUCCCCUGCACCACCAGGCACCCCAAGGAAGGAGAGGUCCCCGGGGUGGACUAUAAUUUCGUAAGCGUCCGGCGCUUUAUGGAAUUGGAGAAAAGUGGAGCCUUGCUUGAGAGUGGAACCUAUGAAGAUAACUUUUACGGCACGCCCAAGCCUCCCGUCGAGCCUGCUGCGCCGUCGCUAAAUGUAACGGAGCGGCUGCUGCUGCUACCGGGCGCCAGACCCAGCUCGGAGGGCAAGCGCAAGCGCAACAAGUCGGUCAGCGACAUGGAGAAGGCCAGCGUCGAGCCCCCGGAGGAGGAGGAAGAGGAGAGGGCCGGCGCUGUCAUCGUCAACGGCAACGGCAUCGCCCUCACGCCAGAGUCGAGCGAACAUGAGGACAAGAGCCCCCCCGGCGACGCUUUGGCCGACGCCCCGGCCGAGGCGGACCCCGGCCGGUCCCCGAAAAGCGACGUCCUCCCCAAGCUGGAGGAGAGCGAGGAUCUGGGCCCGCUACCCGACAACUGGGAGAUGGCGUACACGGAGAAGGGAGAAGUCUACUUCAUAGACCACAACACGAAGACCACGUCGUGGUUGGACCCGAGGCUCGCCAAGAAGGCCAAGCCGCCCGAGGAGUGCAAAGAGGACGAGCUUCCGUAUGGCUGGGAGAAAAUCGACGACCCCAUUUACGGCAGCUACUAUGUGGACCACAUAAACAGGAGGACCCAGUUUGAGAAUCCGGUUCUGGAGGCCAAGAGGCGACUCCAGCAGGAGCAGCAGAUGCAAAGUCAGGGGCUCUCCUCGCUCCCGCUUCCCGCCAUCUUCAGAGUACAAGAUGGCGGCCCCCGUGCCACCCUCCCCAGAUCCUCCGCCGUCCACCCGGGCCUGGCGCCGGAGCGCUGCCGCAGCCUGACCGAUCUGUCGUCCCGCUCGCCGCCCGCGGCACGGCGCCCGGCCUCACCUUUCGCCGCCGCCGACGUCUCCCCGUUGCGCCACGUGCUGACCCGGCGGAUCAACAUGAGCCCCCGCCACCACCACCACCAUCAACACCACCGCCGCCACCCGCGUGCCCACCGUAGCCCCUCUCCUUUGUGCCGUUUCGUCAAGAAGCCGCUGUUCACGCGCGACCCCACGCAGCUGAAAGGCAGCUUCCUGUCCACGGCGCUGCACAAGAGCAACAUGGGCUUCGGCUUCACCAUCAUCGGCGGCGACGAGCCCGACGAGUUCCUGCAGGUGAAGAGCGUCAUACCCGAGGGGCCGGCCGCCGCCGACGCCAAGAUGGCCACAGGCGACGUGAUCGUAUACAUCGAUGACGUGUGCGUGCUGGGCACCACCCACGCCGACGUGGUCAAACUCUUCCAGUCGGUGCCCAUCGGGCAGAGCGUGACGCUGGUGCUGUGUCGCGGUUACCCGCUGCCCUACGAGCCCGACGACAACGACGCCAACAGCGCCGCCAUCAUCUCCCCGCUGGGCAUCGUGGAGCAGCGCCCACUCAUGGCGAACGGGCGCCCCGGUUACGACAACUACCUGGACUACAUCUCCCGCACGGCCCGGUUCGCCCCGGACGCGAGUCAGGAUCACCAGCGGCCGCCGGACGCCCACCUGGACACCCCGGACGCCGUCUCGGUGGCAUCUCAAGGCGAGUUGCUGACGCUGACCCUGGUGAAGGGCGGCGACGGCUUCGGGUUCACCAUCGCCGACGGCGCCGCGGGGCAGCGCGUCAAGCAGGUUCUGGAGUCCGGGGGGUGCCCGGGGGUCAGCGAGGGCGACCUGAUCGUGGAGAUCAACAAGCAGGCGGUGCUGGGCUUCACGCACGCCCAAGUGGUGGAGAUGCUCAAGGAGUGCGCCGUGGGCACCGAGACGUGUCUGGUGGUGCAGAGACCCGCGCCAGGUCACUUUUCGCCGCGGAAGAGCUGCAAGCAGGUGUCGGAGCAGCGGGAGACCCCCCGGGGCCCGAGCAGCCCGGCUCGGACCUGCCUGUCGGCCCCCGUUAUGUCCCGCAGCGCCCCCUACCCGAACCGCAACCACCACCCGAAACGGCAGCACCGAGUCCUCCACAGAGCCUCGGUGCCGGACUCGGCCCCCGAGGCUCUGACGCUGUCCGAAGCCGAGCCGUUGGGCCUGUAUGAGAAGUCCGGGACAAUCUUUGAGAGUAGGCAAUCGGGCCCCCCGAGGACGACUUUUCCCGCAGAUUCCUCCUCGGGGUCGGAGUACCAGGACAUGGAGGUGAACUUGCGGCGGCAGAAGUCCGGCUUCGGGUUCAGGGUCCUGGGCGGGGACGAGGCGGGCCAGCCUAUCUUGAUCGGCGCCAUCAUCGAGAAGAGCCCGGCGGACCUGGACGGGCGUCUGCGGCCCGGCGACGAGCUCCUCUUCGUGGACGGCGUUCCCGUGGUGGGCAAGCCGCAUCGCUACGUCAUCGACCUGAUGCACGGAGCGGCGCGCAACGGACAGGUCAACAUGGUCAUCAGGAGGCGGAGGCAGGGCCCAGGCGACUCCUGUCAGGAGAACGGCCGCCACUCGGGCUCGGUUUCCACGCAGCACAGCUCGCCGCGCAGCGACCUGACGUACGCUAACAGCGCCGGCGUGGCCGCCCCCGCCGACGGGGGGUCGCCCACGACCGCCCAACCCAGCGACGUCCUCAUCCACCGGAAGGAGAGCGAAGGCUUCGGGUUCGUCAUCAUCAGCUCGCUCAACCGGCCCGAGGCGCCCUCCGUCAACCCGGUGCCGCACAGGAUCGGGCGCAUCAUCGAGGGCAGCCCGGCCGACCGCUGCGCCAAGAUGAAGGUGGGCGAUCGCAUCCUGGCCGUCAACGGCCAGUCCAUCGUCAACAUGCCGCACGGCGACAUCGUCAAGCUCAUCAAGGACGCCGGCCUCAGCGUCACCCUGAGGAUGAUCCCGCAGGAAGCGGAAGUGAGCCACCCGCCGUCGGCGCCCACCCCGGAGAAGCAGAGCCCGCUGGCGCAGCAGCGGAGUCCCAAGACGCAGCUCCCCUCUGCCGUCAGCUCGCAGCCCGGCCCGGGCGCCCCCGAGUCGGGCCGGUCCGACGCCAAAGCCCACCGCAGCCCCGGCAGCGGCCAGCUGCCUGCACCCCCGACGCAGACGUACACCAACGAGGGGAGUUACAGAUCAGAGGUGAAAGCCCGACAGGACGUGAAACCGGACGUCCGCCAGCCGCCGUUCACCGACUACCGUCAGCCGCCCGUGGACUACCGGCACCCCCCUGUGGCCGACUACCGCCAGCCGCCCACGCCGGACUACCGGCACCCGCCCCUCUUGGACUACCGGCCGCAGUUCGCCAUCCCGGACUACCGGGUGCCGCCGGUGCAGCUCUCGCAGGACUUCGACUUCUUCACGGUGGAGCUGGAGAAGAGCGUCAAGGGUUUCGGCUUCAGCAUCCGCGGCGGUCGGGAGUACAAGAUGGAUCUGUUUGUCCUCAGGCUGGCGGAGGACGGCCCGGCGUUACGCAACGGCAGGAUGAGGGUGGGCGACCAGAUCAUCGAGAUCAACGGUGAGAGCACGUGGGACAUGACGCACGGCCGCGCCAUCGAGCUGAUCAAGUCGGGCGGCAGGCGGGUGCGCCUCCUCCUAAAGCGGGGCACGGGCCAGGUCCCCGAGUACGACAAUGGCGCCACACGGGACGCUCGCCCUUCAGCCUCUCCAAGCCUGCCGGAAGUAGCCGCGCCGCCCGACGGCCUUUCGGCGCCGGCGGCGAGCGUCGGGAGCGACGGCGGCAGGUCCGCCCGCGAGGGUCGCGUGGGCGAGGAGCGCAGAGCCGUGCGAGGACGCUCCACCGAGAGAAUUCCCAGAGAAAGCGGCUUUCCCGCCACUCCCGCUGUGCAUGCGAACGGGAAGAGCGGGCCGGGCCCGGAGCCCGGGCGGGAAUCGGCGGCCGGGAAGUCCGCCGUCUCUCCGGGGCCCUGGAAGAUCCCCGGAUCGGACAAGCUUCCCAGCGCGCUGCGGGCGGGAACGUCAGGCAGAUAACCCAUCGACCGGGCUCCUCCUCCUUCUAUUUAUUUGACUCCAGACUAAGUUAUUGGACACCCUCCACCUUAAAAACUGGACGUUCAUCCACUUUUGUUUGGAGAAAUCAGCCGAACUGAGAAGCAAUCAAAUGUAAGCAGCUUUUUAUAUGAGAACUCGGACACAACGGGGUCUAUUUUCUCGGACUUUGCCUUAACCGGACUGCGCGGGCCCAACAACAAUCACCGUGUAAAUAAGACAGAAGGCUGAGAAACGACGCCGAGGAGGGCAUGGAGUGCCUUAGGAAGGAGCGGAGACGUUUUUAAAAAGGCUGCUAGUAACCAUGACGACCAUACAUGACGUACUGUGAAUUCGAUUAUGUCACGAGCUCGUGUGCUUUUAUGUCCCACAGGUCCUUAACUGUGCCAAAACGGCUUUGCUCUUGUGCAUUUUUUUGUACAAUCAAGUCUGUAUCGACAACAGUGUUUCGAAGAGGGAGAGGUCGCGCUCGGUUGCCACGGCGAUAAGGGCCCAUCAAGCACAACAUAGAAGCAAGCGUCUUUGUCUUUUUCAUCACUUUUGUUGGGCGACAAAAACCAAAACGUGUGUGCGUGUGUGCGUGCGUGUGUGUGUGUGUGUGUGUAUUGACAACGCACAGCUCAGAAUCACUGUGUAGUGUAAAACAAACUAUAAAAAAAAGAAAAAACACGACUCGGUGUUCUAUUGGUGGUCACCGAGGCUUGUAUGAAAGCGGAGCAACUAUUUUUAUUAAUGAAAAAUGCAGCACUAUGAAGAUAUUAACUUUUUGCGGAGUUCCCCGAAAUCUUGUAUGAUACUCUGAUGAAUAAAAUCAAACAUUGACACAACAACAGCAAAGCAAUGCGGGAAGUUAUUUUGUGCGAAAACAUGGUGAACUUUCUUGUCAAAUCACGGAAAAACAUCAUUAAAAAAUGUUGAUGUAUUAAUUUUUAGGUUCAGUCACGUGCCGAAUUAACCGGGGUGAUGGGUUUCAAAGCAGCAGUUAAUUUUCAUUUGUGGGAACCGCCCCCCCCCCCCACCUGUGUGUAUAUUAGGAAGUUAGCGUUAAAUUUGCACAUUUUCAAAUUUUGUUCUGUUCACGUUUGUGAUUUCUUAUUCUAUUGCACCAUACGCCAUGUUUAAUCUUAAAUUAUGUGCAAAAAAAGGCAUAUUUUAAUGCAAUCAGUUAUUAUUAAAGUGGCUAAACGAGCCAUUGUAGGACAUUUGCAUUGUUGUAGUAUCCACAUUUGUCCACACGAGGGAGCAAAGAAUGAAAAUGUCUUGUUUUUGCCUGAAUGGCCACUGGAGGGCAGUGUCAUCUCACAUUUCUCUUUCCUCAUGGCGUUCGACGUUUAUUUUUUUAUUUUCUUGUUUUUGUCGCAAUGAUUUUGUAAAUUCCUAUUUCAAAGACGUGUGCAAUGUACGUUUCCUUUUUGCAAUUUCCUCUUUCUCCUCCUGUGGUUUACCGUCAACAAGCUCUACUAACCCCUUUUUUUUGUAUUCAUUUACAACCCCAAUUCCAAUGAAGUUGGGACGUUGUGUUAAACAUGAAUAAAAACAGAAUACAAUGAUUUGCAAA